Chelmon rostratus (copperband butterflyfish) is the source of this 4430-nucleotide messenger RNA. Its product is annotated as connector enhancer of kinase suppressor of ras 3-like. Bases 132 to 3176 code for a protein of 1014 amino acids. Gene Ontology annotation, molecular function: protein binding. The record is from RefSeq and is a predicted model, not a curated record. The transcript is spliced from 25 exons. NCBI's taxonomy places the organism in Eukaryota, Metazoa, Chordata, Actinopteri, Chaetodontiformes, Chaetodontidae. Gene Ontology annotation, cellular component: cytoplasm; membrane. Gene Ontology annotation, biological process: regulation of signal transduction.
GGUCACGAGCGGACGAACAGCACCGACCUGUUGCGAAGAAUGUGACAGAGAAACAUUUUUUAUUUCAAUUAUAGCGCAGCGUCGCCGAGCUUUGGCACAUUUCUGUCCCUGGUGUUUGUGUUAAAGACGCCAUGGAGCCGAUAACGAAGUGGACGCCGAAGCAAGUUGUCGACUGGAUGAAAGGAUUAGACGACAGCCUGCAGCAGUACGUGAGCAACUUUGAGCGGGAGAAGAUCAGUGGGGAGCAGCUACUGAAGAUCACACAUCAAGACCUGGAGGAGCUCGGCGUGGCCAGGAUUGGACACCAGGAACUGGUGCUGGAGGCUGUCGAUCUACUCUGCGCUCUGAACUACGGGGUAGAGACAGACAACUUGAAGAAUCUGGUUGUGAGGAUGAGAGCUGCAACCAACAGUCUACACAUGGCCACGUCCGACCGCAGGAAAAGCCCCGCGUACGAUGGCAGCACCUCGCGCAAACCCCCCAACGACUUCCUUACCUCAGUGGUGGAGCUGAUCGGCGCUGCAAAGAGCCUACUGGCGUGGCUCGACAGGACACCUCUGACAGGGAUCAGUGACUUCACAGCCACCAAGAACAAGAUCAUUCAGCUGUGCCUGGAGCUCACCACCACAGUUCAACAGGACUGCAGUGUUUACGAGAUGGAAGAGAAGAUCCUGGAAGUGUCUAAGAUUUUGAACAGCAUCUGUGAUCAGACCGUGAGAACCACCUCUGACCCCCUGAUGAGCCAGUCGGCCUGCUUGGAAGAAGUCCAGCUGACCAAUAUCAAGCCGGGAGAGGGUCUGGGGAUGUACAUCAAGUCCACCUAUGAUGGGUUACAUGUCAUCACAGGAACCACGGAGCACUCACCUGCAGACCUGACAAGGAAGAUCCACGCUGGUGAUGAGGUGAUCCAGGUCAACCAGCAGACUGUGGUGGGCUGGCAGUUGAAAAACCUGGUUAUCAAACUGAGGGAGGAUCCCAAAGGUGUGGUUCUACUCCUCAAGAAGAGGCCCACUGGCACAACAGGUUUCACCCCCGCCCCACUCAAGAACAUGCGCUGGAAGCCCCCAGUACCGCAGAACAAUUCCUCCUUGAUCAGAGCCCAGUCUCCCUGCGGCUCAGCUAAUGGAUCAACCAAGAAGGAGAAGCCGGCUAUCCUGGAUUUGUACAUCCCCCCUCCUCCUCCAGUGCCAUACACGCCACGAGAGGAGAGAGCAGACACCUUCUCCAGCAUUAGUAAAAGACCAAAGGGCUCUGAGUCGCCCAACUCCUUUCUCGACCAGGAGAGCAGAAGACGCUGCACCAUCGCUGAUUAUGACAAGCUGAGCGUCGGCUGUCCCAUCGAGGCUAACGUGAUACAGCCCAGAAUGAGGGAGCACAAGCCCUCACGUGGGAAGCCCCGGCCCCUCUCCAUGCCAGCGGACACCUGUGUUGGAGUGGUAGAUCCAUAUGCUAAGCCCUGGACACAGGGAAGGAAAGGUGAAGACCUCCUGUACAGAUACCUGAGCAAUGAGAGGAUCCCCACCAUUGCAGAGGAGGUCCCCUCGGUAUCUCCACCCUACAGGCCUGCGGGGGAACGUCACCUCGUCAGAGUGGACCACAUCAGGGGCAGCCGCUACUACUCCAACUCAGACCUCCACAACAGCGCCACCAUCCCCUACCAGGAGGACAUGAGAAAGGCCCCCGUAGCCCCUGUCUCCAAGCGCACAACGGCAGAACGCUCACUACUGGGACCCGACUGGCACUCUAGCAGUGACUUCCUCAACCGGUAUAAUCAACCACAAAUACGAUCCUGGUCCUUCUCCCAAGCAGCUGCUUUCCCCAUAUCUGUUCACCCCUCUAUGGCUGCUGAUGACUACAACCCUGUCUCCCUCCGACACAAAUCCAAGAGGAAGACCCGAGGAGGCAAUGGCACAAUGAGCAGGAGGCGGAUCUCGGUCAAAGAGCUGGGUCAGCCAGACCACCAGGGCUGGCUGUACAGGAAGAAAGAGAGCAAGGGCUUCCUGGGUAUCAAAUGGAAGAAGUACUGGUUUGUGCUGAAGAAGACGUCUCUCUACUGGUACAGCAACCAGCUGGCAGAAAAAGCUGAAGGCUACAUUGACCUCACCAACUUCAUGAUUGACAGAGCCAUAGAGUGCAAGAAGAAACAUGCAUUCAAAGCCUGCCACCCACAAGUCAUGAUGUUUUAUUUUGCUGCCGAGAGCCACGAGGACAUGAAUUUAUGGUUGAAUAAGCUUGGGCUUGCCUCCAUUCAGUAUGAGCCAGCGGAACGAAACCCUGCAGUUGAGUGUUAUAGUGAAGCCAGUGAUCAUGAAGAAGCUGAAAGCACAGAGAUUCCCCCUCCUCCAUACUCUGAACAAAGCCUGAGGGACUCUGUGGAUGCAUCCGGUCCACCUGGUAGCACACAUCAGGGUACCCUUCCUCCCCCUUACUCCUCUGCAGUUCCCAGCGAAGCCAACGGAUCGCACUCGUCCCCCGUCAGUACGAUGACAUCGCAGGGCUCCAGCUCCUCGCUCGGCAAGCAACGGCAGUCCUGGUUGGACCUGGUCUCGCAGGCAACUCCUCCCGCCGCGGAAACGGCUGUGGUGUGCUCAGUUCAAGUACACUCGCACCCCCCUCCGCAAGAGGAGACGGAAGAAGAGGAUGACCCCCAGGUAUUGGAGAGCUCGUCUCAGCAAGAUUCUCCGGAGACAGGGUCCAAUGAGGAAAGCCCUCCUGCAGAGGAGGAGGCAGAGAGGGUCGUUUCAGGUGCUCAACGAAAAGAGGUCCAUGGGAACAACUCAGAUGAGAUGGAGAAGCUGUAUAUUCAUCUAAAAGAGGCCAGCCUCUCACCAAUAGGAGAUCGUAAACCAUCUACCAAAAGGGAAUUCAGAGCCUCCUUUGUAAAGCGAUGUAAAAACCAGGCUGUAAAUGAUAGACUGCACCUUAUCAGGACUCUCAACAGCACAUUGAAGUCAAAAGAGGCAGACCUACAGGCAAUAGAGCAGGUGCUCUCGGACCCGGAGCUUACCUCAGACAAGUUCAGAGAGUGGAAGGAGGCCAAUGCACCCUUGGUGCAGGAGAUCUGUGACAAACAGGACCAGCAGGUGGCAUCAGAGGCCACAAAAGCUGCAUCAUCAGAAGCCACGAAAGCUGCAGCAUCAGUCCUUGCUGCUCCAGUGGUCGAGACCAGUUUAUAAGGACUAAACAAGACUGGUUUGAUUGUGUCUGGACUCGGAGGUCUUCACACUCAUUCUUUUGAUACAGACACACUGCUGUUGUUAAUUAAAACUACUGUUCCAUAUCAGCACACUUUACAUACUAUUCAACAAGUAACUGGAUCAAUGAAGAAGAGUCUUUUAAUUUCCUAAAUGGAGAUGGAGCAGACAUUAAUAUGAUUAGCAGGUCACAUUAAAAUGUGAAAUUUGUCUUAGUAUUACUUUUCCUGUUUGACUUGUAAGAUUAGCUCGUUUUACAGAUGUUUAGGUUGUAAUUUUGUGAAGCUGUGCAUAUUUUUUAAUAUUUGGAAUGAUGGAGUACAUUGAAACAAUGGAUUCAUUGUUCUCUGCAUGGAAACACUUGUUUUUACUGUAUGGUUUAUCUACUUUGGUUUCAUCAGUGGUGAACACAUUUUUAACUGUUUUCAGUCAAUUAUUGGUGCCAUGCACCAUCACUGUCUGUUACACAUGUUUUAUAGUAACUGUUUUGAAUGAUUGGUUUGUGUUGUUCACCCUACAAAUGAUAUUGUCAUACAUGUCUUGAAGACUUUUCAGACUGAACACCAGGGCCUGGAAUAAGAGAAUAAAUGGUGGUCACAAAUCAUAAUAUUUUAUGAUUUUAUAAACUUUUUAAGAGUCAAAUGUCAAAAUGUCAAAUCGUUGUUACUACAGUGUAAUUUAAAGCCAAGAUAUAAAAAAAUCACUUCAUUUUAAGCAGAAAAUGCUAUGUAAUUAUGUAUUUUACUAAACUAAAUCAAUUUUAAAUGAAGAACUCCAACCUUAAUGUUAAAAUGACCUUCUUACUGACCAAUAUGAAUGGCAUUUACAGCCUGUUAAACUUAAGGUAUACCAGUAUUCAUUUGCAUUUAAACAUAGGAUGCAUGUUGGAUAAUUCUCAGGAAAAAAAUUCUAAUAUUUUGCUUUAAGACCCCCAUUACAAACAAGUCCAGCAGACCCAAACCCUGUACUGUUACAUAGUCAUGUAGAUACAGACAUAAGGCAUUAUGUGAUUUAGCAGAUUUAGGAAAAUGAGGCCAACACCUACUGGUAGGAGCCCAACAAAGCUCCAGGCACAGAGAUGAAUAUUUUUUAUCUGAAUAACAUUUCAUCUGUCAUGCAUGUUAAAUAUUAACUCAGUGUAAAUAGUUGUAUGGAUGUGUGAUGUUAAUUAUGUUGAUAUCGAGUCAGUGUGCUUGUUUGUAUACAGGGAAAUAAAGAUGACACGUGUGAACAUGU